Molecule: messenger RNA, 3087 nt
Organism: Aquila chrysaetos chrysaetos
Lineage: Eukaryota; Metazoa; Chordata; Aves; Accipitriformes; Accipitridae
Gene: DPYSL5
Product: dihydropyrimidinase like 5
Cellular component (GO): cytosol; cytoplasm
Molecular function (GO): hydrolase activity, acting on carbon-nitrogen (but not peptide) bonds, in cyclic amides
Source: RefSeq, a predicted model, not a curated record
GUUGACAUGGCCCAGGGCGGGGAUGGGCAUGGCGGAUGCGCAGCCGCAGGGCUGCCCAGAGCCCUGCCUGCCUGCCUGCCUGCACCGGGUCCCCGUGCCGAGAAGGGGGACUCGCCCCCGCAGCGGCAGCACCGUGCCAGCCUGGGACCCCCACAGGCGGGUGAUGGGGGUGAGCCCCCCCCCCGGCCCCGGGGGACUGCGCGGGAUGGGGGCACCCGUCGGCUUCCCCGGCGCUGACUCCUGCUCUUGCAGCGCCAUGCUCGCCAACGCGGCCACUAUGCGGAUCCUUAUCAAGGGGGGGAAAGUGGUGAACGACGACUGCACACUGGAGGCAGAUGUCUACAUUGAGAAUGGCAUCAUCCAGCAAGUGGGCCGUGAGCUCAUGAUCCCCGGCGGGGCCAAGGUCAUUGACGCCACCGGCAAGCUCGUCAUCCCGGGCGGCAUCGACACCAGCACCCACUUCCACCAGACCUUCAUGAACGCCACCUGCGUGGAUGACUUCUACCAUGGCACCAAGGCAGCCCUGGUGGGAGGGACGACGAUGAUCAUCGGCCACGUCCUGCCCGACAAGGAGACCUCGCUGCUGGACGCCUACGAGAAGUGCCGCAGCCUGGCCGACCCCAAGGUCUGCUGUGACUACGCCCUGCACAUGGGCAUCACUUGGUGGGCGCCGAAGGUGAAGGCAGAGAUGGAGACACUGGUGCGGGAGAAGGGAGUGAACUCCUUCCAGAUGUUUAUGACCUACAAGGACCUGUACAUGCUGCGGGACAGCGAGCUCUACCAGGUCUUCCGGGCCUGCCGUGACAUCGGCGCCAUCGCCCGAGUCCAUGCUGAGAACGGCGAGCUGGUGGCUGAGGGAGCAAAGGAGGCACUGGACCUGGGCAUUACGGGGCCGGAGGGCAUUGAGAUCAGCCGGCCUGAAGAGCUGGAAGCCGAGGCCACGCACCGCGUCAUCACCAUUGCCAACAGGACCCACUGCCCCAUCUACCUGGUGAACGUCUCCAGCAUGUCUGCAGGGGAUGUCAUCGCUGCCGCCAAGAUGCAAGGGAAGGUGGUGUACGCGGAGACGACCACAGCGCACGCCACGCUCACCGGGCUGCACUACUACCACCAGGACUGGUUCCAUGCUGCCGCCUACGUCACCGUGCCGCCGCUACGCCUGGACACCAACACCUCCGCCUACCUCAUGAGCCUGCUUGCCAACGACACGCUGAACAUCGUGGCCUCCGACCACCGGCCUUUCAGCACCAAGCAGAAAGCCAUGGGCAAGGAGGACUUCACCAAGAUCCCCCACGGCGUCAGCGGGGUGCAGGACCGCAUGAACAUCAUCUGGGAGCGAGGCGUGGUCGGGGGCAAGAUGGACGAGAACCGCUUCGUGGCCGUGACCAGCUCCAAUGCCGCCAAGAUCCACAACCUGUACCCCCGCAAAGGCCGGAUCAUCCCCGGGGCUGACGCCGACGUCGUGGUCUGGGACCCCGAGGCCACCAAGACCAUCUCGGCCAGCACCCAGGUGCAGGGGGGGGACAUCAACCUGUACGAGAACAUGCGGUGCCACGGGGUGCCCCUGGUCACCAUCAGCCGCGGGCGCGUGGUCUACGAGAACGGUGUCUUCAUGUGUGCCGAGGGCACCGGCAAGUUCUGCCCGCUCCGCUCAUUCCCGGACUCCGUCUAUAAGAAGCUGGUGCAGCGGGAGAAGAGUUUAAAGCUGCGGGGUGUGGAUCGCACCCCAUACCUGGGGGACGUGGCCGUGGUUGUGCAUGCCGGGAAAAAAGAGACGGGGACGCCCCUGGCCGAUACGCCCACCCGGCCUGCCACGCGACACGGGGGCAUGAGGGACCUCCACGAGUCCAGCUUCAGCCUGUCCGGUUCUCAGAUCGAUGACCACGUUCCAAAGCGAGCUUCGGCCCGGAUUCUCGCUCCCCCCGGAGGCCGGUCGAGCGGCAUUUGGUAGAGCUGGGGACCUGUCCCCCAACUGAGGACCAGGCACUGGCCCCACGCCGCCCCCGCCCCGGGACCCCGGCUCCGGCGGGGCUCCCCUCGCACCGGGGGGCCCUGCCCGGUCCCCGUCCUGCCCGCGGGGCUGUGCCGGCGGCAUCAGCCGGCAGCCAUGUGCGGUGGGCCGGGGGCCGGGGGGCCGCGGCCCGGCCAGCGGGAGGGGACGGGGGCAGCGGGUGGGCCGGCCCCGGCCCUUUUCUGUUUGCACGUUGGGUUUGGAUCAGUGAAUUUUUGACUUGUUUGUGCAUCACGUGGAAAUACUCUGAAGUGGUUUGUGUCACUAGCGUUAGGGGAGAAGCAGGGACCCCCCCCCCCCCCUCUCCACCCUUUCCCCCCUCCUUGGGCUGCCCCACCGGCCCCCACCUCCGCUCCCACCCCGGCCCCACGCGGGACGCGUGAGCCCUUCCCACGCCCCGGCAGCGAGCAGCGUCGCGGCAGGCACGCACCCGCACGAGCAUGGUGCCGGCAGCCGCUCGCCAGCACACGCAUGCACACACGCCCGCAUCCCUCCGUGCGAGGUGCCGGCGGGCUUCUCGCUGCCGCCUGCGUGCGUGCAUACGUUGCACCGCGCGUGGUCCCAGUGAGGUAGGUGUUUGCUGCGCACACUCGUGCACACGUGUGCACCCGCGUCCCCAUCCCUCCGCGCACGACGGCGGCCGCCUGUUUCACGCUGUGCCGGGAGCACCCCUUGCCCCUGCCCCUUCCCGGCCCCUCCACACCCCGCCGUGGGGCUGCCGGCGACCCCGGGGCCGGCAAUGCUCCUGAGCAUCCGUGACGGGUGCCGGUGGGGUGCAGGUCCGGGUGCGCGUGGCCCCGGCAGAGCAGGGUCCUCGUCCCCCCCGCCCCGGCCGCGCACUGGUGCUAUCCGGCGGGCGCCCCGCUCCCCCCCCCAAAGCUGUCCCCCGGGGUAGUGUCAGAUGUGAAUUGUUCCUUGUGCACUUUUCCCCUAGAUGGUCCCUGUAGGUGUGCGGGGGGGGCCGGGUGGGCACAGCCCGGCGCGGGGGUCCUGCCCGCCCCCGGGUAGUUGCAUAUUGGCCGUUUUAGGAACCUGCAGUACGUUUCUGUUUGCUCAUUAAAGACCGUUCUCACAGC